AUGUUGGCUGCGCGUGCCUUGUUGUGGUGCCUGUGCUUCGGCGCGUUCGGAGCGGCGGUUGCUGUCCGACCGCACCGUGUUCACCAUGUCGUGCCCACACGACACAAGCACUCGGAGUUCGUUAAAGGAAAGAUAUGCAUCGGAACGAAUGGGCGAAUGUCGGUUCCGUCAAACCGCGACACACAUUACCGAAAUCUGCGAGAUCGCUUUACAAACUGCACUUAUGUUGAUGGCAACCUGGAACUCACAUGGCUCCAUAAUGAGACUAUGGAUUUGUCUUUUCUGAAACAUAUAAGAGAAGUAACUGGAUACGUGCUUAUUUCACAUGUGAACGUUCGGCAAAUCAUCUUACCCCAACUGCAAAUAAUCCGCGGGCGGACACUAUUUAAACUUAAUGUUAGGGAAGAGGAAUUUGCACUUAUGGUCACCAUGUCUACAGCUUUUACUCUUGAGCUGCCAGCAUUACGAGACGUCCUUCGAGGCAGCGUCGGAAUCUACAACAAUUUUAAUCUUUGUCACGUAAAAACGAUAAACUGGGACGAAAUAAUAACAGGAGUGAAUGCUACGUACGUGUAUGUGUACACAUUUACCGCACAAGAAAGAGAAUGUCGUUGCCACCCAAGCUGCGAAGCCGGUUGCUGGGGUGAUGGUCCCGAAAAUUGUCAAAAGUUCUCAAAAACAAAUUGUAGCCCUCAGUGCGCGCAGGGUCGCUGCUUUGGGCCUAAUCCGCGCGACUGCUGUAAUACAUUCUGCGCCGGAGGUUGUACAGGACCUUUACCGAGCCAAUGCUUAGCUUGCCGGAACUUUUACGACGAAGGAACGUGCUCCCAAGAAUGUCCACCGAUGCAAAUAUACAAUCCCACCACUUACUCAUGGGAGCCAAAUCCUAAUGGAAAGUACGCUUACGGAGCGACAUGCGUACGUAACUGCCCAGAGCAUCUUUUAAAAGACAAUGGUGCUUGUGUGAGAAGCUGUCCGCCAAACAAAACAGCCGUGAACGGAGAGUGCAUACCGUGCAAUGUUACUUGCCCAAAAACAUGCAGAGCGGAAAAACCUAUUCAUUCCGGCAACAUUGACAGUUUCAAAGACUGUACAAUUAUAGAUGGCUCAAUAGAAAUAUUAGAAAUGACUUUUACUGGAUUCCAACAUAUUAAUCCGGAUUAUUCGUUUGGUGACCGCUAUCCUAAAAUGGAACCGGACAGUCUUGAAGUCUUCAGCACAGUCCGCGAGGUAACAGGAUAUUUGAACGUACAGGCUCAUCACCCAAAUUUUACGAGUCUCUCCUAUUUUCGGAACUUGGAAGUAAUCGGCGGGCGUCAAGUUGUUGAAAAUCUAUUCGCUUCUCUCUACAUUGUCAAAACUUCACUACGAUCACUAGGACUGAAGUCUUUAAAAAGAGUUAAUUCUGGAGCCAUAGCAAUCAUGGAGAACCGACAUCUUUGCUUUGCCGAUAAAAUUGCUUGGAAUAAACUUGGAAAAUCUAGGGACCAUAAGCAAAUUAUACAGAAAAAUGGCGAUCCGAAAACAUGUGAAAAUUCAAAUAUGGUGUGCGAUCCUCAAUGCUCGGCGGACGGCUGCUGGGGCCCUGGUCCUGAACAGUGUCUCUCCUGUGAAAACCAUAACUUUGGCGAAACGUGCAUACACAAUUGCAGUGUGCUACCAGGACUGUACAAAGCUGGCCUGAAAACGUGCAAGCAAUGUCAUCCUGAAUGUUCGGAUGGGUGCACUGGACCAAGUCGUGCUAACUGUACAAAAUGCAGACAUGUCCGCGAUGGACCCUAUUGCGUGGCCGAAUGUCCUGAAUCGAGAUAUCCCUCCGAGAAUGGGACGUGUCAGCCCUGUCACAGCAAUUGUUACAACGGUUGUAGUGGACCGGCAAACACAGUUGGCGAAGGAGGUUGCCACUCGUGUAAGAAGGCUAUCAUCAGCGUUGAAGCUACAGUUGAAAGUUGUCUAAAGGAAAACGAACCGUGCCCGGAUGGCUACUAUAAUGAAUGGGUAGGGAAUGUAAAACUUCUUGAAGGAAAAGUAAAAGUUGUUUGCAGGAAAUGCCAUCCUUUAUGUAUUAAGUGUACUGGUUUUGGUAUACACGAACAAGUUUGUCAAGUCUGUAAUGGAUUUAAAAGAGGCGAUCAAUGUGAAGAUGAAUGUCCUGCAGAUCACUUCACAGAUGAAGUAAACAGGUUAUGUACGCCCUGUCAUCACGAGUGUCGCGGUUGCACUGGUCCCUCAUCUACUGAUUGUGUAAAAUGCCAAAAUCUAAAGGUUUUUUUGUCUGACUCUGAUACCGUAGACGUUAAUCAAGCUUUCAAUUGCACAGCUACUUGUCCUGAUGAUAAACCACAUAAGAUAUACUUCGAUGAGCUUCUACAAAAUCCAAUCGAGGAACCUUACUGUUCAGAAUCAGCCAACGAUCCACGUACCAUGGCAACUGCUAACAUACCUACUGUACUGGUGAUUAUUCUUGUUUUAGCUUUUAUACUGUUUAUGAUACUCGGUAUAAUUGGAUACACAUGCAGACAAAAGGCGAAAGCAAAAAAGGAAGCAGUGAAAAUGACUAUGGUUCUCACUGGUUGUGAAGAUAACGAACCUCUACGACCGACCAAUGUUAAACCGAAUUUAGCCAAACUUAGAAUUGUAAAAGAAGCAGAACUGAGAAGAGGAGGUACGCUCGGCUAUGGAGCAUUUGGUGAAGUAUACAAAGGAGUAUGGGUACCGGAAGGUGAAAACGUCAAAAUUCCUGUAGCCAUUAAAGUUCUCAAAGAGGGAACUGGUGCAAAUACUAGUAAAGAGUUUUUGGAAGAGGCGUAUAUAAUGGCAAGUGUUGAACAUCCUAAUCUCCUUCAAUUACUUGCAGUUUGUAUGACCAAUCAAAUGAUGCUGAUAACACAGUUGAUGCCUCUUGGAAACUUGCUUGAUUAUGUCAGAACUCACAAAGAGAAAAUAGGAUCUAAGGCAUUUUUGAAUUGGUGCACUCAAAUUGCACGUGGCAUGGCGUACUUAGAAGAGAAGAGGUUGGUGCAUAGAGAUUUAGCCGCUCGUAAUGUUCUAGUACAAACACCAAAUUGCGUAAAAAUAACCGAUUUCGGUUUAGCGAAACUAUUAGAUAUAAAUACAGACGAGUAUAAAGCAGCUGGUGGUAAGAUGCCAAUAAAAUGGCUAGCAUUAGAAUGUGUUUUACAUAGAAUAUUUACCCAUAAGAGUGAUGUAUGGGCAUUUGGCGUAACUAUAUGGGAGAUAUUAAGUUAUGGAGCGCGGCCAUAUGCAAAUAUAUCUGCUCGGGACGUUCCGGAAUUGAUAGAAAAUGGUCUGAAAUUGCCGCAGCCCAGCAUUUGCACGCUAGAUAUUUAUUGCGUAAUGGUUUCAUGUUGGAUGUUGGAUGCAGAUAGCAGACCAACAUUUAAGCAAUUAGCAGAAACAUUCGCAGAAAUGGCAAGAGAUCCUGGACGAUACCUUGUCAUUCCAGGAGAUAAGUUCAUGCGUCUCCCAUCCUAUUCUACACAGGAUGAAAAGGAACUGAUAAGGAAUCUCUCAUCAGCGAUAGAAGGUCCGGAACCGUUAGUGGAAGCUGACGAGUAUCUACAACCGAAAUUCAAGACUGUUGCACCAUGCACGGCGACCUCGAAUUCCGCAAUAAGCGCCGGAGCUGAAACACAAACCAGCUCUUUAAAGCCAUGUACUUCUUCGUCCUGGGCCAACAACAUGGCGGGACAAGAAUGUGUUACAACUGACGGAUCCAACAAACCUGAAACGUGGGAUCACGAUCUACUGAGAUACAAUCAAACGAAUCCUGAUGGCUCCGAACUAAGACAUUACUUUAACAACAGAGUAUGCGCGUCAGAAGGUUCUAGUUCAAGGUACUGCAGCGACCCAAUGAAGAAAGACGGUUUGGAAGGCAGCUUCGAUAGCAUGUCGAAAAUAAAGGAAGCUCAAGUCGGAAAUUUGAAAUUGAACUUACCGUUAGACGAAGACGACUAUCUGAUGCCGUCACCGCAGCACAAUCAAAACGCUUCCACGUAUAUGGACUUGAUCGGGGAAGGUGGCGAGGGUCAAGAUGUUAAAGAGUUGCGUUAUACCGGAUACGUAGGUUCGAAGAGAUGCGUUGAUAAUCCUGAAUACCUGAUGUCAGAUCAAAGCGUACCAGCACAGACGCUCGGCAUACCUACAGACGAGCCAGUGCCUUUAGAGUCGUUAUGCACUAGCGAAGGAAGUGGUAGUGAUUCUACUCCGCGGCCAGGUACAAGCAAGUACCAGCCUCAGAGGUCUGUUGAAGAAGAGUCGAUGUCCGACCACGAGUACUACAACGACUUGCAACGCGAACUUCAACCUCUGCGUAGGAACGAGACUACAGUGUAG
Molecule: messenger RNA, 4356 nt
Organism: Parnassius mnemosyne (clouded apollo)
Lineage: Eukaryota; Metazoa; Arthropoda; Insecta; Lepidoptera; Papilionidae
Source: the annotation of a GenBank genome assembly